Emericellopsis cladophorae is the source of this 2298-nucleotide messenger RNA. RefSeq names its product [histone H3]-lysine27 N-trimethyltransferase EZH2. Gene Ontology annotation, biological process: chromatin remodeling. Bases 1 to 2298 code for a protein of 765 amino acids. The record is from RefSeq and is a predicted model, not a curated record. Gene Ontology annotation, molecular function: protein binding; histone methyltransferase activity. The transcript is spliced from 3 exons. NCBI's taxonomy places the organism in Eukaryota, Fungi, Ascomycota, Sordariomycetes, Hypocreales, Bionectriaceae.
AUGGAAGGCGAUGAUCUACCUGUUGCCACCCGAGAGCCCAUAACGCCCCCUUUUACCACGGGCCAGAAGACAGCUGUGUUGGAGCUGAGCAAAACUAGUGUCGCUGAUCUCACGAGGGAACUUGAAGACCUGCAAGAGAGAGCUACGCAGGACUUUAAUGAAGCUGCAGUCAGAGCUAUCCGGAGCACUAUCGGACAGGGCGCCAAGCAGGAUGCCCCCAAGGCCGAUCUUUUUGCAAAUUUGCGCCUGAAAAGCCAAGAGCCCCAGCAGCAGAGCAUGCAGUGCAGGAUCACAUUAAAGACCUCUCACAGCGUGAUUGAAAUCACUACCCAUAAAGAACGGGCACCCGCCUAUGACUACCCCAGCCUCGAGGUCGAUAGGCUUAUACCUGCUCCGCAGACAGCGAAUGCAUAUCAACCUCACAAGGGCGACAUUCUGGACGAAGGGAGACGGAAGCAGUGGAGGAGCCACAUACGCGAGUUGCACGAAUCUAAUAUUGCAAGCCUCGAGGGUAUUCCCAUCAGGAAGAAGCUGAAAAUUGUGGUCCACCACGAGAGGCUCCUGCAAGCAGGGCUGUACCUGGAGUCGUGGCUGGAAGAGAACAGCUGUUCCGUCAUCCUCGACGCCUUGAGGCAUCCAGACAAACAGCAGCCCGAGCUCACCGAGGAGAUCCAACACUUGACCGCCAACAUCCGGGCGGCCUGGGCCUCGAUCUAUCAUGAAGACGGACAAGUGCGCAACAUCCCAAUAGAGAAACUGUGCCUCGACGAGGCUCUCAACGCUAUUCCACGUGCAGAAGACAGAUUUGCCGCCCCCGACGCCAACAGCGUAUACAAAAGGCUUGCCUGUGGAAUAUGUUUCAAGCACGUCUGCGAACAUGGCUACUACGCGAAUGAUAACCAGCGACAGCGCUUCCUGACCCAUGACCCCCCGGACCCCACGCUCGACACCAGCAGGACGCCCAAGCCGAACCCCUGGUACACGCGAGGCAAGAAGCGGUUGAGGGGGUUAGCAAGCGAUCACGAGCACCAAAAGCCGAAUUGGGACCAUCCAAAGAGACGCUGGGACAACGUUUGCGGCCUUCGAGGCUGCGACCACGAUGGACCCUGCGACGACAUAUGCCCCAGCGGAAAGAAUUGUUUUGUCGGCCAGGAGGUGAAAGCACGCCGGCCUCUGCUGAAGAAAGGACGCGCGAAGUCAAAGGUUGACGCAUGUAUCUGCGUCCAGCUCAACCGCGAGUGCGACCCGGACCUGUGCGGCACAUGUGGUGCGAGGGAGGCUGCAGACCCUCUGAGCACCGAACCGGCCCACACGUGCCAGAACGUAACCAUGAACAGUGGACAGUCGUGGCGCGUGGCUAUCGGCAAAAGUUGCACACACGGAUACGGUCUCUUCGCUGCUGAGAAAAUACCCAAGCAUGCCAGUGUCAUCGAGUACACGGGUGAGUUGGUGUCUGGCAUCGAGGGCGAGCGCAGAGAUGCAGAGCUGCGCGCCCCUUUUGAGGGCAUGCGGGCCAUGUCGUACAUGUUUACCAUGAUUGGAAAUCCCAACAGUAUCGGGAAGAGUGUUUGGAUUGACGGUGCCAAGUACGGCAACCUCAGUCGCUACAUCAACAGCGAAUCGCGCGACUCCUCACUGAUCAACCUCAAGCCGAAGCAUGUCAUCAUCAAUGGCACGAUGCGGAUCGUGCUCGUGGCGCGCAGAGACAUUGCGCCGUGGGAAGAGCUCUUCUUCAACUAUGGCUCGCAUUUCUUCAAGGGACAGUGUGCUCGAAAGGGGGACAAGAAGAAAGGACCGGGUCGCGUGUAUAAAGCUACCGCGGCCAAGGAUGUCUCGAGGCCGUCCACUGCCAUACCAAACAAAACCAAAGCUCAGGAGCCGGCUCUCAACACACGUGCGAGGACCGCUCAAGCGGCGGUGGCGGGAACCAGAAGGCUUCCUCCGACAGAGGCAGAGCCGAAACUUGCAGAGCGCAAGCCUCCACGCAAUGUUGCCAUGAGGCAUCAAAAUGCCCCCAGUAAAAGGGCUAGAACUGGGCCAGCUACUACUUCACGGGCCGAGUCUCCAGCCUAUGAGACGGAAAUAAGUGAUAGUCAGGGGGACGAUGGAAGUGUAGACGAAGAGUAUGAGGACGAGGACGAGGAAGAAGACGGGAUGGACGAGUCCACAGAGCGAGAGAGUUCCAGCGAGACUUCUGGUGAAGCCGAGGGUACAGACAGCGUGGACCAGGGGCCUCGGCAGCUGCGGUCACGUUCAAAUCUUGUCCUGCGCAGCAGGGGGCGUCGAUUGAUGAAGUAA